This is a messenger RNA of Lingula anatina, 4424 nucleotides long. RefSeq names its product rho GTPase-activating protein 45. Gene Ontology annotation, biological process: activation of GTPase activity; signal transduction. The record is from RefSeq and is a predicted model, not a curated record. Lineage: Eukaryota; Metazoa; Brachiopoda; Lingulata; Lingulida; Lingulidae. Gene Ontology annotation, molecular function: GTPase activator activity.
UGUCUUAUUUCUGUAUUUUCAGGACAUUGAGUAUGCCAAUAACUACCAGGCAACAUGUACUCUUAUACAGACUCAGAAGUUUAUAGAGCCACUAAAUGCCAGAAGACUAGAGCAUGACCGAGUGAGGAAAGGUAUCAAAGAACAAUGGGCCAAGGAGAUAAAGAAAAUGCAAGAUGCAAUAAGUAAUUUACGGAAGGCCCGCUCACAGUACAUUGCUAGACAACAGGAAUAUGAAAAAGCCAAAGAAGCUUCACAGAAAGCUGAGACAGACACACUGCAGACCAGUGGGGGCUUGGGAGGGUCAGCCAAAGUGGACAAGAAAAAGAAAGUAGAAGAAGAUGCUAUGAUCAAGGCAGCUGAGGCGGAGACUACAUAUAAAGCUUGUGUUGUAGAAGCGAAUACAAGACAGCAAGACCUUGAAAAGGGAAAGGGAGAGAUUCUAACUCAGAUAAGGGAACUGAUAUACCAGUGUGAUCAAACUAUGAAAGCAGUCACAGUUGGCUACUUUCAGCUGCAACAUACUCUGUCUGCACCAGCUCCUGUGCAGUACCAGACCCUGUGUGAGAGCUGUAGACAGUAUGAACCAGGCACUAGGUAUGCGGAGUUUGUCAAGAGGUUGCCAAACUCCAGCCAUGCCAGAAGCACACAAGAUGUGUUUGUGUUUGAACCUUAUACUCCAGAGAGGUUUUUUGAACAACGGAAGAGAAGCAGUCAGUCUUCCUCAGAACAAACUCUUCCUGGUGAAGAUGGCUUUUCCCCAGGCAAAUACUCAGAUAAAUCUCGCACACCCCAGCCACUGAGAGCAUGGGGUCAGCAAAUACAAGGCAGUGACACGGAGAGUGCCAGUGGCGGGAGCAGCAAGUCACAUGACUCCUCGCCAUCUGCUAGUCCACAUGAUAUGAGGAAGAAGAUUGGUCUCAGCUCUUCCAUGGAUGAGUUGGCAGAAGAUGACAAGGAUAUUGAAUUGGAAAACAGACUUUCCAGCAGUUUGAACAUCACAUCCUUCAAAGGCAGUGCAUUAUCUAAAGCAGCACAGACACAUUCUUUUAGAAAACUGCGGUCGCCAUCAAAAUGUCGUGAGUGUGACAGCUAUGUCUACUUCCAGGGAGCAGAGUGUGAAAAGUGUGGUCUCGCUAGUCAUAAGAAGUGUCUUGAGAUUCUCAGCAGUCCAUGUGGCCAUCGGUCAGUGGAGAGAAGGAUGACCAUGUUUGGUGUGGACUUCAAUGACCACCUCCAGGAGACGCAGUCUGACAUCCCCUGUGUGGUGGCCAAGUGUAUCCUGGAGAUUGACAAGAGGGGAUUAGACACCAAGGGUAUUUACCGUGUGUCUGGUGUGAAAUCGAAAGUGGAACGCUUGUGUCAAAGCUUUGAAAAUGGUGCUGAAACAGUUGACCUCAGUGACCAGCAUACUAAUGUUAUAUCAAAUGUACUCAAGCUUUAUUUAAGACAACUCCCACAGCCACUCAUCACCAUAAGUUUAUAUCCUGAACUGAUGAAACUGGCAAAGGAAGAAACAGGGUCUUCUGGGGAGCCAGCUGACAAGAUGGUUAUACUACGACUUCGAGAACUAGUCACAUGCCUGCCAAAAGCAAACUUUAAGACCCUCUCUGUCAUAUUACAUCACUUGAAAAGGGUAUCUGAUGAAGAGGAGUUGAACCAGAUGUCAUCAAGUAAUUUGGGUAUUGUGUUUGGACCGACUCUACUGCGGCCUAGUGAAGGGACAGCCUCUCUGAACUCAUUAAUGGACACUCCACACCAGAGCAGAAUUAUAGAACUUCUUAUUGACAAUGUUGAGGAUAUUUUUGGGGCGUCCCCACCCUUAACCAGUGAGACCCCAAUAGAAAAGGUCAGGCUGGGGUCACAACAUGAGGUCAAACUGGGGUCACCUGCCACGUCCUCUAUAGAUGGUGCCAGAGCCAACAGCACCAAGCAAACCAGAGCUGAUGUAUCAAGUGACAGCAUAGAAGAAUCAUUUCUGCAAUCCAAAGAGGGAAGUCAGAGGAAGGAGAGUCUGAAGCACAUAUUGCUCCCUGGCAGUACAGAAAUACAGAGUCCAAGAGAAAGUGUGGAUGAAAAUGAGAAAACAGAAAGUGAGGAAGAGUUAGCAACUGAUCCAGAUUGUUCCUUCACCACUGAUUUGGAGUCAGAUGAUGAACUGCCUGACACCCUCCUACCCGACAGUUCUGCACCCUCCCCCACACCUCCCAAAGUGCACUCCCCCCUUGCACGUAUUGCAGGUGUGUCAUCCAGCUCCAAGUCCACCAAAGCUGUUUCAACAAGUGCAUUACAGUUGGCUCAGACACAAACUCUCCCUACAAAGACACCUAGUAUGUUAUCAGCAGAGUCAUUUGAUUCACCAGGAGUGAAAACCCGCAGCACAUCCUUGCAGAUUGGCACAAAGGAGGCGUCGCAGGAAGAUAAAAGGCGUUCUUUACCCUCUGAUGUGCUAAGUAGCAGAGAGAGUUCUACUGGAAACCCCAACAGGUCAUCAUUGUUUAUGGACCUAGGAGGGCCUAUAGACUUUGGUCACCAUCGUAAUCUUUCUAUUCAGACGGGGCGCAUGUCGCCAGGGCAGUCAGGAAGUGUGUCCUCCUCAACUGGUGGAAAGCAGUCAGCCACUCAGGGCACUGGACGGAGCUUGCCUGCUGGCCAAGGCCGGCAAUCCCCAGUGACCAGUGGUUCUUCCUCCAAGGGAAGCCAGGCCUUAAUCCCUAGUCAGCGUAGUAUCACAGACUCUUCCAGUAAAAGUCCCAGUAAACAGUCCCCAAGUAUAAAGCAGCCCCUUCUUCCUACCACAGUGUACACAGUCCCACCAAACAGGGGCGCUGCCACCACCGUCACCACCACUAGCAAACCAAAGAGCAGUCCCUCUUCUUCUACCAAAUUCUCCCCUUCAUCAAGAUCAGUGUUUUAUGCCGGAGAUAUGGUGACAGAGGUACCAAGCAGAUCCACUUUCUAUGCACAAGAACUGGUUGAUAUUCCAGUGGAGCCUGAGCGAGGAAUAGAACGGGGCACAUCUGCCUAUAGUUCGGGUAGCAGUAGUAAUGGGUCUUCAUCACCAGGUGGCGCUAAAGCCAUCAAGAGAGAACCAAGAUAUGUUUGAAUUAUUUCAACAUGUAGCGUUGAAUAAGGAUGAGACCACAGUUAUGCAGUUGAAAUUUUAUUUUUGAAGUUUAUUCCUUGUAGGAAUAAUUAAAUUAAACAAGUGGUGGAUAUGUGUAAAAGCAUGUUUAAUUUUUGACUAAGUCACAGAUAAAAAAAAAUCUGGCCAAACUGAAGAGUUUGUUUGAAAUAGCCACCAUGUGGCUUCUGUGAUUUGAGAUGUCAUAUAUGCUACAUUAAGCAAAUUGGCAAUUAAGUUGUCAAGUAUAAGGCAAGGAAUCCAGGACUUGCCAUUGGUGUUGUGUCAUUUGCAGAUUUUGUUUCUUGUUUGACUGAGAUCCCAGUUUAGUGGCACUCUACUGAAGUAACAGUGUGUGGGAUAUGAUUUUUGAAAUGUUUCUUUGACUGAAUUAGAUUAAAUUUGUAAUUUUGCAUAGAUUUGAUCUUUUAUACUCUUCUGGAUGUUAAAGAAAGACAUCUUUUAAAUGUAAAAGGGCAUUGAAGGAUUAUUUUAUCUGCCUUUUAAUGUUAAAUUCAUUUACGGUUUUUGUUUGAAUAUAUUUGCCGACAAUAAGCCUUGUGAAUGUGCUUGUUUCUUAGACGAAAUUUUAAGAGAUAUGAAAUUUCAAGCUUUGAACAAAUGUAUGAAAAUUGAUAACAAUAAAAUGGAUUUCCUGCAAAAUUUUAUUUUUGCCAAUACCAAGACAGGUUCUUAUGUGGAAGUGAAGGCAAUAUGCUAAGCUUGAGCUGGUACAAAUAUUUCAAACAAAUAAACAUACAGCAAUGGCAUGUAAAAAUUUCUUUUUCACAGAAAUAUCUGUCAUUUGUGAAGAAACUGCAUGGUCUGUUGUACAAAUUAGACGUUAAGUUGAAAUUAUUGUCUCGUUGGAAAAUUGAUGAAGAACAGUGUUGUCAAAAUAGAUUUAAAGUACAAGUUAGAUAUUCUAAUACAAGGCAAGUUUUGUCUAUGAUCUGCAUAGGCAGUUUACAUGUACCAAAGGCAUCUAAGAUAGAAACAGUAUUAAGCUUGGAAGUUCACACAGUGGCUAGCUGGGUAUUUCUUUUUGGUUUGGUAUACCACACAGUGUAGGGCAGUAUUAAACCGAUACUUACAAUUUUAUAUGCAAAGCAUGAUUGUGAUGUAACUGUUUCUUUUUUACUGGUUGAUAUAUAGAUUACAAUUGUUUUACAUGCUGUUGCAAUAAGUUAUAUUGUAUAUUUAGUGUAUUCUCUACUACUGUCAAUACUUUAUUUACAUGCACUGCGGUAUAUUCUGCGUGUGCAUUGACUAUUGCUGCAAUAAAUUUUACUAUUAUGAUCUA